This is a messenger RNA of Medicago truncatula (barrel medic), 600 nucleotides long. RefSeq names its product mitogen-activated protein kinase homolog NTF6. Gene Ontology annotation, biological process: protein phosphorylation. The transcript is spliced from 3 exons. The annotation marks the transcript as partial. The record is from RefSeq and is a predicted model, not a curated record. Lineage: Eukaryota; Viridiplantae; Streptophyta; Magnoliopsida; Fabales; Fabaceae. Gene Ontology annotation, molecular function: ATP binding; protein kinase activity.
AUAUCAUUGCAGUAUUUUCUAUAUCAACUCUUGCGAGGAUUGAAGUACAUACACUCUGCAAAUGUUUUGCACCGUGAUCUAAAACCAAGCAAUUUACUUCUCAAUGCAAACUGUGAUCUCAAAAUAUGCGACUUUGGGCUUGCCAGAACAACCUCUGAGACAGACUUCAUGACAGAGUAUGUUGUGACUCGUUGGUAUAGAGCCCCUGAAUUGCUACUGAACUGUUCAGAAUAUACUGCUGCUAUUGAUGUAUGGUCGGUUGGUUGCAUUUUGAUGGAGAUAAUUAGAAGGGAGCCUCUGUUUCCUGGUAAAGAUUAUGUUCAGCAAUUGGCGCUCAUAACUGAGUUGUUAGGUUCACCAAAUGAAGAAGAUCUCGGAUUCCUCAGAAGUGAUAAUGCAAAGAAAUUUACAUACUUAUUUUUUUUUGAGGAAGCACUGAAUCAACCAUAUAUGUCAAGUCUUCAUGAGAUCAACGAGGAGCCUGUUUGUCCAUCCCCUUUCGUCUUUGAUUUUGAACAGGCAACUCUGAAUGAAGAUGAUAUAAAGGAGCUCAUAUGGAGGGAGUCUCUGAACUUUUGCAAGGAGCAGAUUCUUGAAUAG